Molecule: messenger RNA, 1155 nt
Organism: Adineta ricciae
Lineage: Eukaryota; Metazoa; Rotifera; Eurotatoria; Adinetida; Adinetidae
Source: the annotation of a GenBank genome assembly
AUGGACACAACGAACUUCACAUCAACAAGUCAGCUGUUUUCCACCUAUGCACACUGGACAUUGUGGAGAUUCGAAGUAGUGUACACAUUCACCGCUGGCAUCAGUUCGAGCUCAUUGGAUUUCAUCAUCAAUCAGUCGCCGAACAAUGGCUCGUGUUCCAUCGAUCCACCUAAUGGUAUGACAACGCCCCUGUUCGACGUGACAUGUUCAGACUGGUUUGAUAGUGAUGGCAUCAAAGACUAUUCACUUUUCAUCUGGACGAGUGAUCCAUCGAAACAAACUCUCAUCGCAUACUCAUCGAUGUCAACAUUCCAAGUCCAGUUGCCAUCAGGUGAUGAUCCAACAUAUGAAGUGCAUCUGAUAGUUGAGAUUCGUGAUGAGCAUGAUUGUUUGACAACAUACAAUCUGUCAUCAUCGAUUUCUGUUCAGUCUGAUUGGAGCGAAAUGAACGACUUUAUCAAAAGUGUGCAAAACGUUUCGAAUCUCGAAAUCAUUGACAGCUCGUUUGCUCAGUUACUGGGCAGUGAAAAUCAGAAUGUUGUCGGGCAAGUGAUUACUCUGCUUUCGAAUGAGUUCAACAGAAUCAGUGAUGAAAACAUGACGAAAGCUAUUUCAAAUGGUGUACCAUCAACAAGUAUCUCAGUGUCACAUUUGGGAAGUUCCAGUUCACGACAAAACUCAGUAGCACUGAAUGUGACUGCAUUGAAUGCGUACAAGAAUGAAGUCAACUCGUAUGCACAAGCUCGAGAAUACUUGAUGAGAUUCAUUCCAAAUCUGCCUAUCACAACAUCCAAGAGUAUCCAGUUACAAGCAUCAGCCAUUGUGCAAUUGACCAAGACAACAAAUCAACUAACAAGAAACAUUCUGACAAUUGCAAUAGAUCGAUGUUAUAAGUUGACAAUGGCACUGUCCUCGUUGACAAGAGAGAUGACACCAGAGGACACAAGUGCAAUCGCCACUCUGCUAAUGCAGUGUGCUUCGAAUGUGCUAACAGCAGUGAACGGUCCAUUGCAAGAGAGAAUGAUGGUGUUAGAUGCUGAUUUUGUACGUGCAACAUCGUUUCCUCAAGAUUAUGAUGCUGAUCUAGAACUACCUUGGUCAAAUCUCAGUAAGAUGUGCAUCAUUCAUCCUCACAAUCUUUUCUAUGUCUUGUGA